UUUCUAUAACAACGUUUGUGUGAGCAGCUCAGCAGCUGAAGGGACCGGAGUGGAGAGACUUCUGGCAUGAGUAUGAUUGGAGUGCCAACGGGGAGCAGCGAGAGGACGGGACGGUGGGAAUGCAGACAGGGUCAGAUGAUGUAGUUCACAUGAUACAGGGUGUGGCCACAGGGUCAGAGGGUGUAACCAGAGGGUCAGAGGGCAGUGUGGUCCUGGGUCUAACAGUGAGUGUUAGUGGGAGAGUUCUCUGGAGAUGGAUCCCGGACUCCUGGAGGGCUCAGUCCUGACUGAGCAGCAGAAGCUACGCCAUGUGUUGGACUGGGCUAAGAAUUUCCUCGGGACCAGUCAGGAUGGGCACAAUCUCAGCAGAACCUCCCCUUCCUCCCCGCAUUUGCACUCUACUUCAGCAGCGCAUCGACUCGAGGUCGGUGGAAGAGCUGCUGUCUCCCCCUGUGGAACCUUUCACAAUCUUGUCAGAAGCAGAAAUGUGAGAGAAAACAUGGUAGGCCAAUCAGACCCUCUGACCAGGCUUCCAUACACCACCCCACUGCCCUGCCACACUCUCUCCCACACCCCAGGUGGCCGUGAGUUUUCUGGGCCUGAGUUUAAAGAGUAUCCUGGGCAUAAGGAGCUGGUCCUGUUCUCUGGGCCACAAGAGGAUAACAAUGACCAACCACGUUUCCUUGGUGUAGACAACCCUCAGGCAGACCAGACUCCCCACAAACCAAUAGCUCCUCAUCCUGAGGGGAGAGAUGGUGUUUCCAUCAGUGAGAGCCUAAGAGACAGAGACAGUAGCAUUACAAACUGUUGCUCCUCAGUGGACAGUGACACUAUCCUAUGGUUGCCUGGAUAUGGUCCUUUAUCCAGAGCCCAUGACCUCAUAUCAAGGGAAAGAGGUUGUGUAGAGAGAGAGGACAGAGUUUUGGGAAUGCAGGAACACGAAGAGGAGAAGGCGGUGGCGGAGGAGGAUCCAAAAACAGGCCUUGAGGGAACCAGUUGUAUUAUACCUUAUGGAUCCUCUAGGGUCGCACUAGAGGGCGAACAUCUAGAUUGGGGAGCCAACGGCUGGGUGUCAGAGGGCCUGAGUGUGUAUGAGGAGUAUCUGCUGUGUGUGUCCCGUUUGGACCACCUCAGAACAGAGCAGAACCAAGCACCUGCUGACGUCAUGACCCUACCUGCUGAUGUCAUGACCCUACCUGCUGACGUCAUGACCCUACCUGCUGACGUCAUGACCCUACCUGCUGACGUCAUGACCCUACCUGCUGACGUCAUGACCCUACCUGCUGACGUCAUGACCCUACCUGCUGACGUCAUGACCCUACCUGCUGACCAAAUGGCUGAUCCCUCCGAGCAACCUCAUGUCCAUCAGGACAUCCACAACGAGGGGAGGCGUGCACCAUUCAAGAGUUCAGAAGUGAAUAACAGUAGAGUGAUGCAGCCCAAGAGCAGCGGAGGUCAACCUGGUGUCAGGAGUCAGGCUCGUGUCAGAGAUCGCGGUCGUUCCUGGAGGUUCUGGGAAAGGUCAAGCCUCUCCUGGUCAUCCUUCACUCAUGGAGAAGUGCUGCCACGGUCCCAGCUCCCCAACAGACCCCACUCAGCAGGUGUAGUGUCCUGUUCUGGACUCAGACCACCAACAACACUUCAGCUCCCUCUGGGCAGUGCUGUGAAUACCAAUGCAACUAAUAUUCCUGUGACCAGGGCUCUCAAACUGGCACCUGUAGGGGGCUGUGUACAGUGGCUGUCUCUCCCUGAUGAGGUAUGGGUAUCCAUACUGUCCCUCCUGCCACACAGAGAUCUGUCUACAGUGGCCCAGGUCUGCCUCCACUUGCUCCGACUGGCCAAUGACCACACACUAUGGCAGGUUGUUAGUGUGGAGAACAGCUCAUCUUUAACUGACCAAUGGCUGAGCAGUGUGGGUGUGCGUAAUCCUCGAAGCCUGACUAUCUACAGGUGCAGCGGACUGUCAAUCACCCCGAGCGGGCUAGAGGAGUUUUUCAAACUAAGUCAAGCUUCUCUGGAGGUGCUGAGUGUGACAAGCUGCAGUGGGCCUGGUCUCCAUGGUGACCUGGUGCUGACUCUGAGUGGUCAACACUGUGAUCACAUGACCUGUGUGGACGUCAGCUGGAGCGGAGCGACUGACACAGGCAUCAAAGCACUGACUGACACCUGCACUGGCCUGAAGACUGUUGUUCUCAAUGGUUGCCAAGUUACAGAUGAAGCCCUGAAUGCCCUCGUCAUAAGAUGCAGAGACAGUCUGCGCAGGUUGGAAGUGUUUGGCUGCCUGUCUAUCAGUCCCUCAUGUCUGAUCACAGUGUCAGAGUUGUGUCCUCGGCUGGAGACUCUGAACAUCGGCCAGAUCCCUAAGGUCACUCACCCCUAUCUGACCCUGGUGACGUCACGACUCAAACGCCUUCACUCCCUUAACCUGACUGGACUGCACGCAGUGAGUGAUCAGACAGUUCAUCAGGUCCUCCUGCAGUGCCCUGAACUCCAGAGGCUGACCCUCAGCUCCUGCCCUGGAGUCACUGACAUGAGCCUGCACAAGAUCAGCACCCACGCUCCCCACAUCAGGUUGUUGGAUCUAAGUGGUUGCGGUAAGGUGAGUGAUGCUGGUGUUAAGGCUGUAGCUGUGGCCUGUAGAUGCCUGCAGUACCUGGACCUGAGCUCCACCGCCACAGGGAACAGAGGGGUGAGCCUGUUGGCAAAGUACUGCAGCACUCAUCUCCACACUGUCAAACUGAGCUUCUGCCAGAUCAGCCCAGAGGCCAUCCACAACCUCAGCAGGCAGUGCAAACGUUUGAAGCUACUGCACCUCUACGGCUGUGCCUACAUCCCUACUGAGAAGGAGAUCAGAGACAUCAACCCAAAUGUUGCACUCAACCCGCUGACUUGAUACACACACAC
Molecule: messenger RNA, 2904 nt
Organism: Oncorhynchus gorbuscha (pink salmon)
Lineage: Eukaryota; Metazoa; Chordata; Actinopteri; Salmoniformes; Salmonidae
Exons: 14
Coding region: 254-2893 (879 amino acids)
Biological process (GO): SCF-dependent proteasomal ubiquitin-dependent protein catabolic process
Cellular component (GO): SCF ubiquitin ligase complex
Molecular function (GO): protein binding
Source: RefSeq, a predicted model, not a curated record